ACGUGUCUCGAAUCUCGAUCUCUGACAAAAUCCCACUUCGAAAACCUCGGCAGAAACCCUUCAAUCGAAUUCAAUGGCGACCAGCUUCCUUUGGACGAUCGUCGCCCUAAUUUGCGCGGCUGCUGUCUGCUCGUCAGCGCUUGCAGAGUCGGGGAAUUCGCCCUUCAUCGUCGGCCACAAGCAGGUCUCGCAGCGCAAGGUUAAACCGGAUCUGGAGCGGUUAUUUGUCUCCAUCGACGUUUACAACACCGGAUCCGAAACUGCUUAUGAUGUGACUCUCACCGAUACUUGGGACAAAGAGAUUUUUGAUUCUGUUGUCGGGAACACAUCCAUGACAUGGGAAAGGCUUGAUUCUGGUUCUAAAGUGUCCCAUUCAUUUGAGUUGGAAUCUAAGGUGAAAACUGUCUACUAUGGAGCACCAGCUCUGAUCACUUUUCGAGUCCCCACCAAGUCAAAGCUACAGGAAUCCUACUCAACCCCAAUUCUCCCUGUGAAAAUCUUGGCUGAAGCUGCUGCUAAGAGCAAACUUGAAAUCGUAAUAUUCUUUUCACUUAUUUACUACUACAUAGCUUUUCAAUGUAUUCGACAUGAUAGUAACUGAAAUUUUCUUUUGGCUUGUUGCCCGGUGGUGGAUCCAAUUAUCUUGCCAUGUACGAUAACUUCAGGCAAAGAGUUUGUACACGAAGUACAGUCAACACGCCGCAGUGGCUAUCCUCGUCAUUCUUUUUGUGCAUAUCCUCACCGGCACUUCCAAAUCCGCAAGCGGGAAGAAGAAGAAGCAUUGAAAGCUCUCCUCUCCUCUCCUUUGACACCAUACUUAGGCAGGAUGAGUUUCGACGACUCGGUUAGACUUCACAUUUAGGAAAUUUUCAUUGUACUCUACUUAUACAUUUUUAUUGGGGUCUCGAAUUUCUCAAUAAAUUCACAGUAUAUUGAACAUUGCAAAUUUUCUUAAUUGCAAUUCUGCAUCCAUAUUUAGGUA
Andrographis paniculata is the source of this 982-nucleotide messenger RNA. RefSeq lists its product as uncharacterized. The record is from RefSeq and is a predicted model, not a curated record. The transcript is spliced from 5 exons. Gene Ontology annotation, cellular component: endoplasmic reticulum. Bases 74 to 601 code for a protein of 175 amino acids. NCBI's taxonomy places the organism in Eukaryota, Viridiplantae, Streptophyta, Magnoliopsida, Lamiales, Acanthaceae.